GGAGGAGAAGACGAGAGACGAGCGCGACAGGGGAAACGCGAGAGCUGCCGAAUAGCGUGCCGAGGGUUUAUCAGUGCGAACCGCGACGUCGACGUGGAAACGUCGUUAACGGCGCCGCGCCAUUUUCCGGGCCAUCCCUCGUCCUCGCUUUAAAACUGGGUCAAUCCCUCGUGCGCGAACCGACCGAUCGGCCGACCGACCGACCGACCGACCGACCGACUGAACAAUUUUUCUUAUAAUCGAUUCCCGCCACGCUUCUUAUUUUCUCUUCUCUACGAUAGUUUAACUUUCUCAUUCGUCUCCUUCUCUUUGAGCGCGCUCGGAUCUUUCUUCUCCUAAUUGGGUACGAGAAUAGUCACUUUCCAACACUUCGACCUUUCUUACGAUACAUCGACGACACGACGUUUCCUUCAGCCCUUGCGAAAACGAUUGAAAAAAUAUAUGUUUCCUUAUUCUCUAUUCUCUAUAUUUGAUUUUUCUUCUUUAAUUCGGAGAUCGACUCGCGGUCGAAACGAGUGAUUCGCAUUUGAUCGGAACGUAGGUAUACGCGUGUAUCGGUGGCUGCAUCCCUGGCAUUUGUCGUUCGAUGGACCGCCGGGUCGCGCGUUCGCGAUUCCGUAACCAGGUCAAGCGUGCUCUUUUCUGCGCUGACCUUCGUUAUGCGAAAUCAACGAUUCCUUUCAUCCGCGCCGGAUCAAACGCAUUCGCGUUACUUUCUAUUUAAUCGUUCCGCCUAGCGAAACCCGAGCAAGAAUUUCUAUGUCGCUCGACUGUCUCCCUCCUAGAGCAAGCUCGAAAUCUACGGAAAGAUCAAAAUCGACGACGAGUUAACGACGAGUUCUUUUAACGUAAUUUAACCUAAAAGAAGAGAAGAAAGUUUGAAGUACGCGUGACACGCGUUCGGAAACGUUUUCUCAAGAUGGAGAGCGUUCUUCAUCGAUCGACUCGAAAGACGUUCGAGCGGCGAAGGAAAAAAUAGCGGACUUUCUCCCCCUAGGGGAGCGAUAUCCUUUUGGACGAUCGACGUUACUUUUUUUUUUGUUCUUCUUUACUUCCCCUAGGGAAAAAUACCCUUUUCUCCUGGACCCUUUCGAAAACGAUCCUUUUCCGUAGUUGGCGCGCAUUUUUUAUCGCGAGCUUUCCCUCUUUUUAUCCAUUCCGUUCGAGACCCUUUCUCCAAGUAGAACGAUGUCUUUAGGUAGGCGACAUCGGAAAGGGAUAACGAGCGGUCCAAAGAAGAAUGCUUCUCUAUCGUAUUCGCGGACUGUAACGAAUCUCAAAGAUAAUUGAGUGAUCGUGGGAAAAGAGGAAGGAAAGUGCGAAGGAAAGGGAAGAUUCAAAGAGAAGAAAAGCAAGAAGAGGAAGAAGAAGGAGAAGAAGUAGAGGAAGAGGAAAGAGUUUGACGUUCGUUAAGAGGUUUCGAUAACGAAAUGUCAGUUCGUGCCGAGAUUCGUCGGAGCACGGCUCCGUCUCUUCUUCGGUGUAACGAUAUUGCGGAAGGUUGCGGCAAAUUUCUCGGUAUUCCAGACGUGCAGUGGCUGAUUUGUUCCUGCGUUCUAAUGGCGACGGCGGUCCUUUCCUGCCGGCGAAGCGAAUUUCAAUGCAACAACGGCCAUUGCAUCGCGUUGAACAAGGUUUGCAACGUCGUCGACGACUGCGGGGACGGAAGCGACGAGGUCCGUCAGUGCUCGCCCUGUAACAAAACGUACUUUGGCGACGUAGGAAAGACAUACGGUUUGGAAUUGCAUCGGCCGAAGGAAGACAAGGUGCCUUACAUUUGCAAGCUUACCUUCACCGCACCCGGCGGCGAUCUCGGUGAUAUCAUACAGCUGAACUUUGACAGCUUCACCCUUGGCAAAUUCGUUUCGUUCACCGCGGAAGGAUGUCCAGACGGAUCGUUGCAAAUCUCGGAGGCGGAACGUCCCGACGUAGGAGGACUUUGGUGCGGUACGACGAGAGAUCCAGCCAUUUACUACAGCGAAACGUCCAGCGUCUCCAUAACUUUGAAACUUCUACGACUCAGCAAGGAUCAGAAGGCAUUCAAUUUCGAUUUUCGGAUGGCGUACAAGAUGAUCAGAAAAUCCGACGCCGUUGUGCGCUACGGGAAUCCUUUCGUAGGAAUGACGCAGGUAACGACGGCGACGACGACGACGAGGACGACGACGACGACGACGUCGACGACGACGAAGGCAACGGUGAAUACCGAGGACAGACCUACCGCCGAAUAUGCCAACACUUCGAUGGCGAUGCUGAUGGUCGAGCAACACGCGGUAACGCCAACGAAAUCAAGCUCGGAGCAGUAUCUCGGUGAUCUCAUCUCUGGAACUUACUGCUCGAGAAUAUUCAGCGACUGCGACCAGAAGAAGUGCAGACUGCAGUCUCCGAACUUUCCCGGCCUUUAUCCGCGUAAUCUCACCUGUUACUACGCGGUAAGGCAGCACGAGGUACCGCCGGGGAAAUACGCCUUAAUCUCGGUCGGACAACCAAGAGGUCAAUUGGUCGCUGUAAGGUCUAGACCGGCGACGCAAGGCGAGUCACCGCCGCGCGAGCUCCACCUCUGGCAAGAUUGCGACGUCAUUCAGGAUUACGUGACCGUCUACGACGGUUAUACCACGAGGGAUCCGGUGAUACUAAAAUUCUGCGGUGGCGGAGAACCAGUGCCCGAGGCAACGAGUAGCGGACCAGAAAUUCUCGUAGAGUUCACAACGUCCCCUUACGGUACCUUUCUACAUUCGACGCCGCAACGUUCCCUUCACGGAUUCCAAUUGGAAGUCCAGGUGAAAUUCGUCGACGCCGAUUCCCCGACGUACGCGAAGAACAAGCGGUGCGAGUUUUGGCUGAAAGGUAACAGCGGAGGGGUGCUAGAGUCUCCGCGUCAUUCUCUACCGAGGAACAGUAGCUGUCUCUAUCAUUUGCGCGGUGCCGGACCCGCUUUGCCCAGUCCCACGCCUCCGCGCCCUUUACCUAAAUUCCCGGAGCAACGUCCCGGUACGGUAUGGCGGAGACCGGCACCGGUCCCGCCGCAACCGCAGUUCCGCGUGUGGUUGUCGAUUUUAAAGUUUCACGUCGGUAUCACCGCUUCCGCCGGCACCGACGAGGAUUGUUCGACGACUCUGAUGGUUUGGGACGGAGAAAUGAUGCCCCUUGGGGAAUGCAACGAAGCUUGCGAGAAGGAACGUCAAAGAUACAUCGAGAGACUCGGAGAAGCGACUUCGCAAGUCGUCGCACGUCCCGCAAACAACACGACUCUCCUCGCCAGAUAUUGCAAGGAUAAGGUUCCAAGGACUUGCGAUCACGCGAUUCUUCAAAACGUCAGUCGUCCUUGCUCCCUCGGAGAAAGCUUCGUAUCGUCCGGCAACAGCUUGACCAUAGAGAUGCGCAUGAUCGAGUCUACGGCUCUCAGGCCCGUCAACUUUCGAGCUCUCUACGAGUUCGUCGAUCUCCAUCAGGACGGCGAAGCUUACGGCAGCGGACCGUGCUCGCGUGCCUUUUACAGCCGAAAUCGGGACACCUAUCCCGAUCGUAGGUUUCAAGGACCUCGCGAUAUUUUCCUCUACGGUCGUGGUGGAUCGAAAAAUCUUAGCUGCGUGUACCGCUUCGAGGGUGAACACGACGAGGUCGUCAAGCUGCGGUUCAACAGACUUCUCAACGGCAACCGAACCUGUCGCAGCGUUUCCUCUUCCGAUUUCAAUCGUCUCCUUUGCAUCGGAUCCGAUAACUUCUCCCUCAAAGUGCUCGAUCUCCCAUGGCCUAACGCACCAGCCGUUCAACGCGACUGCUUUUGCUCGAAUCGUUCUCUACCGAUGAACGUUAAGUCCAGCUCGAACAUCGUCGAGGUACACCUGACGGUAACGUCUAUGAACGCUCUGGACGACUACAACAACAUCUUCUUCGAGGGUACUUGGGACUUUGUCAAAACGUCGCCGUGUUUACAAAAGCGCAGAGUGAGAGGGCCUUCGGGGGUGAUCAAAUACAGAUGGCCGCUCAUCGACGAGGACGAGAGAAACUGCGAGAAGCAUCCUUGGCUGAUCGACCCGGCUCCAGGACAAUAUCUCUAUGUGCAAACGCACGGCUCGAUCAUGACGAAUCGCAGCAAGUGCGCGACGAAAAAUCGUAUCGUUCUGCACAGCGGAGGGAACAUUCGCGCCUUGGUGUGUCCGAAGCCGAUCGAAGAUUCCAGGCAGCAGAUCGUGGAAAUUUUUAGCGAUGGCUGGUCCGUCGGUAGCGCUGAUUUCAUUCCGGUACCUAGUCUAGAUCCCGUUAGAACGAUCACCGUGGAGUUUUUGAUCAGCGAGCCGGAACCUUACGGCGUCACGUGGCUCGAACUUACCAGAAGGCCAGCUACUACGUCUACGGCCGGACUACAAAUGGCCCGAGACUGCGAGCAACGAUGUCCCGAAUUGGACGCGUGCAUAAACGCUUCCCUUUGGUGCGACGGAAUAUCCCACUGUCCCUCGGGCUACGACGAGGCUUUGACGCAUUGCUCGGUGCUCCUUCGAUUGCCACCUUUGCAUCUUGGCCUUGGAGCUUUGGCUAUUCUCACGAUCCUCGCGGUCAUCUUCCUCGUUAUCUGGCGAAUUUGUCGGCAACGGACCAGUCGCUCGAUAUCUCAGCACCGAUUGAAGAGCAUAUCCUCGGAGACGGCGAUAAUCGAGGGAAAGGAAGUGAUCUGCUGACACAGCGACAGUUCUGUGCGAUACGUCGAGGUCGACCGCGUUACCACCGUGUGACGAUCGCCAUCAUCCUUCGCCUCCGCCUCCUUCGCCAUCCGUUUGAUGUCAAUGCCUUUGUCAUCGUCGGUCAAGCUUUCAAGGAGUCUUCCUUCGGAACGGCUUAUACGCUGUUUUUCCUUUCGAGCGUACGACUCUUUGAACUGCCUCGGCGCGGCGUAACGCGCAGAACUCUGUCUCCUCUGCUUUACGAUUAACGAACUGAACGAACUGAACGAACUGAGCGAACUGACUUUCAAAAGUAAACGACGACGACGACGACGACGACGACGACGGUCGACUGCUCGCUGGCUCGGAUCGUGAUCGAAAUUCUUUGACAGAACGGAUCUCGCGUAUUUCUUUUUCCUCCGUGCGCGAAAGCUCGUGUCCCGUAAACGUUUAGAUGUCUUCAAAGAAACGACAAAAUUGACGUACUCGAAGGAAGGAGGAAAGAAUACCAAACGCACGCCUCCCUCUCAAUCAACUUGGAACGAGAUCCAAAGAGUACCGAGUUUCUCAAACUUUUGCAACGUCGUUCCGGCUUGAGUAAACCUGAGAGAGGGAGAGAUAGAUAAAUAGAUAGAUGGAGAGAGAGAGAGAGAGAGAGAGAGUAGUAGUAGCGCGUCGGAGGUACGAACUCGAGACUAAAGUCCCGUUUACGUUACACCACGGAGAAGCCGCGAUGAAUGACCGAACUGUUUUAACGAGGACAAUAAGUAAUAAAAUCCUAGUAAUAUCGCACCGUUACGGUAGUAUAGAUUUUCGCGUAUCAGGACGGCGCGACGUCUCGCUGAACCUUACGAGCAUCGAUAACUUCGAUAUCGCCAACUGUUUCCUUCCUUGGUGUUUCCUACGAUAACGAAAUAAGAAAAGUUACUCGAACGAUCAUUUCUGAAUUCUAUUACCGAUCGCAUUCGCUCUUUAUUUAAUAGCCCAAAGGUUCAUCGAUACUCUCGGCUCGAUCCUAGAUACGUAUAUUCGAAGAAGAAGUAAUUCGAGAAUGAUCCGAGACAUCGAGCACUCGACGCGUUUAACGUAAAAUUAAAAAAAAGAAAAAAGAGAAGAGAAAAAGAAAACUAGCUGGCCCUUCGUCGAUUCUGGAAUAAAACGCAAAGAGAAAGAAAGAGAACUUAACGGGAUGAAAAUGUCAUACUAUUUCCUCUAGAGAUAUCGACCAAACUACAAACUACAAAAAGUAUCUAUAAAAAAGUAUGUGUGUGCGUGAGAGAGAGAGAGAGAGAGAGAGAGAGAGAGAGAGAGAGAGAGAGAACGAAUUAAUCUUAUUCGAUUAUUAAUCGAUUUUAAGCGACGUGACUUUCGAUUCGAGGGGCUGGACGAUGCGGUCGGUAGAAAUCGCGUAGUUUGAAACGAUGUGAUAAAUAUAUACGAUGCUGUUUUCCUCGAAGCUGUGCUUCGAAAUUAUUGUUACGUCCGAUGACGCGACGUCGACGAAAAAGAAAAAGCUGAACGGAGAAUUUCUCAAAGGUUCGAAAAAAAUGGCAUCGGCGUCGUUGUCACGGCUUGUACACCAUGUUCAUAAUUGUAAAUAAUCGAUUAUUGACCUAUUUAUAUAACGGUUGAAAAUGCUACACACGUGCACGCGUUUGCCUCCGUUCGCGAACAUUGGCGUCGCGAAUUAUUUUAUUUAUUUCACUGGCAGAUCUUUGUAGCAACGCAACGCAAUGCAACGCAACGCAACGGAGAACGGCACCGUGCCGCUUCACUACUAAUCGAUAAGUACUACGAAUUUCGAGGUGAAGAGAGAAACGCGAAUUCUUCGAAAGGGAAAAAGGAAAGACGCGCCAAAAAAAAAAAAUACGAUAAAGACAAGAAACAACAAAUUCGAGCGAACGAGACACCGGUUGCGAUCGAUUCGGAAUUAUCCGUCAAAUAUAUACAUGUACUAUAUGUAUUUUCAGCUAGCCAAAAUCACCGCCAUUCUUUUCAUGAUUAAGUAUAAGUAAAAGUUAAUUGGCGAAGGGUCGCGUUACGACGCUAAAAAAAAAAGAAGAAAAAAGAAACGACCCUCCACGACACGUUGAAAGAGGACAAUCCUGCGAUAUCGACCGUUCCUACCGGUCGGUAGUGAGUAUCGUUUUCGAAAGAAAUCGAUACGCGCGCCUAUUAUUUUUUAAAUCGUUACUUAUCGCUCCUUCUUCUUCUUCUUCUUCUUCUUUUUCUAAUUAUUAUUAUUCCUUUUCUUCGUUCGAUAAGCCAAAUUCGCAAAAUCUGCUAAACGGUAAUUAACGAAACUCACGCAAAUCCAUUUAUUUUAUCGAUAACGAUUCAGAGAACAUAAGACUGAUGGUACUUCGAGACACUUGCUUCAACGUCAAUGAACACUUCUUUUUUUCAUCGUGAAAUAUCAACGAAAAUGUGAUCCUCCAAACUGCCAGGUAUUCGUACUCGAUACGUAUGUAUGUACGUAGAGAGAAAUUUUUUUAGUAAAAAUCCAUCGAUAUUCGAUCGGUAUUCGAGCCGAGAAAAAUCAGGGUGUCCGUUUGAAAAAUCAGCGGUUCGUUUUCUUCGGUCCGAACGACGAACCGAUAAAACGAAGCUCCGGAGAGCGCGAAGAAUUUUCUCGGUAGGAAAAAGAAAAAAAAAUUACAAAAAAAUUGUUUAAAAAUUAAAAAAAGGAAGGAAAGAAAAAGGAAAUUUUAUUUCAAACGAACAAACGUGUCGUGCGUCGACGAUGUGCACACGUACCAACGUUUACAUGUUCUUUUCGAGACGUCGCGACGAGCGAGCAUAAUUAACUAACGAAGAAACAGGGUCGGCUCGAGCACGAUAAUUUGCGUGCACGCGCGUUAUUAUGCCUUUGUUCUUUCUACCGUACUUGGAAGCUUUUCCGUUAAAGCUCCGAAUCGGCCGAAGAAAGCAGCACAAACCGUUCGAUAUACGAGUAGGAGGUAUUCCAAUACCGUAACAUCGGCCUUUUUGUGUUUUUGUCCGCGACGAUUGCAACGGGAGAUAUGAUUUACAUACUUGUUAAUACUUGCAAAAGGCACAAAAUAAUUUUAGAAUAAGCGUCGUAUUGUCGGGAAGAUAUUUCUCUUUUUUGUCAAAUUAUCAUCCGAGACAGACUCGAAUAACUCGAACGUCUAGAUUAUGAUUUGAUCGAAGAUAGGCAUUCUAUCGAGGAGGAUAAUUUUUCGAAAACGAUAAUAUCGAGAUCUUUCGAGAACGUAACGUUCUUUGGAGUGGAAUGAAAGAAGAAAAAAACAGAGGGAGAGAGAGAGAGAGAAAGACGAAAACGCGUCAACUUGUAAGUGGAGGGUCGUUCGCGAACUCGCUGAAGAACCUCGCGUGUAUCGAUCGUACGAGCUCACAGCAACCAGAAACAACGAGGAACAACGGUCAUUCGAGCGCAAAACUUGGUGCGACGAGCGCUCUCGUCACUCGGUAACAAGGGAAACUUCGUUAGGACGUCCUUUUUGCCCUUUCGUCUUCGGUCCCUUCCUUUUUCCACUACUUUGCAACGCACACCGCAACGCAUUGCAAUUUACCUUAUCGAGCGCGAACGAUGUCACGUACGAUACUCGAUAAUAAUUUCUUCGAAUCUCAAUUUCGUUAUCAUUUCUGUAAUCCCGUCCUCUCGCUUUUUCAUUACUCCUCGACGAACGAUGCGCCCCGAUCCCGGGAAGAUUCGGAAGGAUUCGGGAUUUCAGGAAGCUCCUCUCCUGUAAAUAGUUUUCUUCUAGUCCGUAAGAAUUUUAAAUGCUCUAGAAAAGCCGAGUGUAAGCCGCAUAAUACAAAUAUUAUUAAAUAACAUUAAUAAUAAUAAUAAUAAUAAUAACAACAACAAAAUACAAAUAAAAAUGAAAUAAAAAUAAUAAUAAUAAUAAUAAUAAUAAUAAUAAUAAUAAUAAUAAUCACGUAGACGAAUAGUCGUUAUUAUCACGAUGUGAACCAUAUCCAGAAACGCGUUUAUUGUGUUGAAUCGUUUAAACGCGGCAGCGAAGAAAAAUGAUUCUUUUGUCUCGCCAACGUUAUGAUAAAAUUGGCAAACGAAUCGAAUGGAAUCGAAUGAGAUAUUGUUUUAGAAGAUUUUUACAACGAAAUUAAUGAAACGUCGUUUUUUGGAAAUAAUCUAUCGCACUUGGUCGCUGAUGUUUCACUUUUGAAACAAUAUCUUACUCGAUAUUCUCUCCUGAAAAAAUCAAAUGGAAGAUAAACCGUAAGCUCGAACGAGUAACUAUGCGAUUAGCGCAAGUUCAAUAUUCUCGUUCGCUCUCUUUCGAGUUUGAAGACAAAAGUAGGAAAUUAUAUAUAUAUAUAUAUAUACGUACACAUAUACAUACAUAUAUAUGUGUAUAUAUAUAUAUACGUACGAGCGUGUACAUAUGUAUAGGAUGAAAUGGACAUCGUGCUACCGAGACGAAUAGUAAUACGCGCGUUUCACGAUUAUAGAUUGAUUUAUAUCGUCGUCUCUCUCCCUUAAUUUAAUUUCGUAAAUUAAGUUUAGAGCUCACCGACUGAUUCUACUAAAGGUUUAUAAUCGCACAGAACUUUUAUGAGUUCAAAGCCCGUCUUCAAAGACUGCCGAAAAACGCUUAUUAUUUCGAAUCAUCGAUCUUACGCGAAUCUUCGUGUCCGUUCAUCGUAAUUACGAAUCUCUCUAUCGACGUUAGCGACGAUGACGCGCGAGUGUACUGCAUACACGAUUUGGCACAAAUUCGAUUCGUCCAAUCGUUUUUGCUUCCUUCCUCUUUUUCUUUUUCUUUUUUUUUUUUUUUUUUCUUUUCCAUACGAUACGACCAAGGACAAUUUUCACGUUGACCGAACUCGUUUUCUAUAUGUUACCAAGCUAAUGCGUUUAAUCCUAAAAGGAGUGCUAGUACGAGAAACUUUGGAAAAUGAUUCGAAGGCGAAUAAUCUCGCCGUUCCAAUUCCAACGAUUUGUCGUCUGGUUUGACAAAUAUUUACAUGUAUCGCGAAAUAAUGAAAUCGUUUGAUCGACUAUAUAAAAACGCCCAUUUGUCGCUAUGUAACGAAGGAAAGGAAAGAAAGAAAAAAAUGCGAGAAUGUAAGUAAUAGAAACAUCGACGGGCGUAUUCGAUCGUAUUCUUAAACUUCUUCGGUAUGGCGCGAAGACGAUUAUUAAACAUUAUUCUAAGAAAGACCAAAUUAUACUCUCGAAACUUUCGCAGCAGUAAUUUAUAUUAUUAUCUCUUAGCAGCGAAACGUAUUGUUUUUAGUGCAUGCUUGUGCACUAUGCGACAGUAAGGGAAAAUUAGAAAAGUAAACAAGUAAAAUAAAAAAGGAAAAAAUAAAACAAAAAAAAAACAAAAAAGAAAAUAAAACGAAAUAAAAACACUCAUGCAUGAAGAUCUCUUUCGAUGGACGCUCGAUUAGUACGGCGAAAAUCAAGGUCAGCAAGAAAUCUGACAAUAAACUGACACGAAUGGCAAACGCAUACACGCGCGCGUACUUACUCGACACUAUCGCAAAGCCACGGACGCAAGCACACGUACACGCACGCAGGCACACACACACACACACACACCCCCGAGCAGACACUCCUCGUAUGCGCACACGACACGAAUGUUUCUUAGUAUAUGUAUGUAUAACCUAGAAACGGGUUCGAGGAUCAGGUGACACGAUUCGCGCUGUCCGAUCGUCGUCGUACAGCAACGACGUCGCCGUCUCGAUCCUACGAAUGAUUCACAGAUCCGAUUUUUCCCAUGAUCCAGAAAGAUACGAAUUUUUCUUGGACUCUCUCGUUCGAAGAAGCGACAUCGUACCACCUGAUCUCGACGUACUACAUACGACAUAUUGUACCACGAUCAUUCCUUCUACCGAUAACAAAGAAUUCUAACGAGCAAUCAUUGAGCAGUUACAUACAAUAAAACUAGUAAAUACACCAAAGACGUGCUCGUAUAUGCAUACGUACAAUGUGCAUACAGUUAUUAAUUAUACCGUUACUAAUUACCGAUUCGUAUAUCGAAUAUGCGACAUUUUUAAUAAAUUAUUUUGAAGAUUG
Messenger RNA from Vespula pensylvanica (western yellowjacket), 10692 nucleotides. RefSeq lists its product as uncharacterized. Lineage: Eukaryota; Metazoa; Arthropoda; Insecta; Hymenoptera; Vespidae. The transcript has 14 exons. The record is from RefSeq and is a predicted model, not a curated record. Gene Ontology annotation, cellular component: plasma membrane. The coding region runs from base 1431 to 4676 and encodes 1081 amino acids. Gene Ontology annotation, molecular function: protein binding.